This is a messenger RNA of Syngnathus typhle (broad-nosed pipefish), 2302 nucleotides long. RefSeq names its product keratinocyte-associated protein 3. Lineage: Eukaryota; Metazoa; Chordata; Actinopteri; Syngnathiformes; Syngnathidae. The record is from RefSeq and is a predicted model, not a curated record. Bases 132 to 794 code for a protein of 220 amino acids. The transcript is spliced from 6 exons.
UGACGUCAUUCCGGAAGUGGACCCAGCACUAACGGGGGAAGCUGGUGGGAAAAGUUGCUCGUAAACUAAGGGCGUCAUUACUAUUACGUCGAUCUUAUAUUCAAAGCAACACACCUGGCCGAGAAGAAAAUAUGUGUACUUUUGAUAAGGAAAAGGGGCCAGGGAGAUUGAUGCAAAAGGGCUUGGCACUCAUCCUGGUGGGCCACAUUAACUUCAUUCUUGGCGCUAUCGUCCAUGGCAGUGUCCUGCGACACAUUUCCAAACCCAGCCAAGAAAUUACCACCGAAUACACAGCAGCUAACAUAAUUUCUGUCACCUCGGGUCUGCUGAGCAUUGCCACAGGGAUCAUCGCCAUUGUGGUGUCAAGGAACCUUCGCAUCUUCAAGCUGCACAUUGGACUUCUGCUAGCCUCAUUCCUGAACGCCCUGCUCUCAGCAGCGUGCUGCGCCGGCCUCCUCUUGGCCAUCACUGUCACGGUCGCUCAUAACGGUCAGGGUCUGAUGCGAGGGUGUAACACAACGGUGGUGCCCGCCAAUGCUCGCUCUCCCGUGAGCGCACAAUGCCCAUUCGACACCACGCGCAUUUAUGACACCACCCUGGCGAUAUGGUUCACCAGUGCUGUAUUGGCAGCAGCGGAGUGUGGCCUGUCUGUAUGGUGCUUUAUGGUAGGACUGACUCUCAGGGGGCUGCUGGCCUGUGGGAAGACCUACUACAAAGAACAGAUGGAGGAAGGGGUGGAGCGCUCGCCACACAGCACACGCUUGAUUGGCCCAAAUGUCAACCCUGAUGCCUGAUGUAACAAAAUACUGCAAGUACCAACACUUCAUUGCUUCACAUUUGUAAAUCUUGAAGUAGUUUUGAGAGCAGCGGGCUGAUUGAUUUUGUUGGAGAGAACCAAGAGGAAAUACAUUGAAAGUCUUUGAUACGCAGUAUUUCUAUAUUUACACAAGGGCAGUUUUUAUGUGUAGUAAGUUUGAUUUGUCUUGUCAAUAUCAUUUCAUGCUCAAACUGUUGUUCAAUAUGAAGGAAACUAUUGUACAUUUUUAUUCAUCUUGAUGACAUUUUUCUAUCAGUUUUGUUAACCAUUUGACGUGUAACAGAUUUGUUUUGGUGAAUAUUCUGAACCAACCUUCAAACCUAAGUCACAUUGUUUUUGUAAUACAGUGUAUUGUUUAUACUGAUUACCAGACUAACACAAUAUUAAUUUGUAAAAUUACUUGGACCUAUUUAAUUGCAUUGAUUGGUUUUGUUCUUAUUCACAAUUUAUUCUUAGAUCUGUUUAGAAGGAAAAACACAGAAAGACAGAGGCCUGUUCCUCAGAGAUUUAAUUUUGUUGGCAAUUUGAAUAAUAAGAUAACAGAACAUUUUCCAUCACUUAAUUGAUUUUUGUGAGUAUAAGAGUGUUGACUGGCAAGCCUUAAUCAACAGCGCCUCUUCUGUGUGAAGCCUCAUAGUGCAUUUCAUUUUGCCAAUUAUUAUUAGCAAUUCACAAUUGAUAGAUAUUAGGUUUUAUUGUUACGUAUUAUUGUAUAUCGCCAAUCCCCAGAGUGAACAAGUAAAAAGAUGUUCUUUAUGUUUAGCCUGCAAAGAUCUCGUUAAAUUUGUGCAUGAGCACAUACAGUGUCAAUGAUGUUGAAUGCGUGUGAGGCCUCACUGAACAUUAUUUUUCUACAUUAAAUGGUUCGACCAGUAUGUGGGCCAACAGUCUUAGCAUUCACGGACCACACACACACAUAAACACACACGUAUGCACACAUCCCAGUGACAGAGAGGAUCACAUCAGAGCCGCCAAACAGUUAAUCUAGUGCUGUGCUCAAUCGUGCGGAAGGGAAUCAUAGCACGCAGCCCUAAUCCGGACUCCGUGAGGGAUAAAUAUUGACAUUGUGCUGCCUGAUACAAUCACUCAGUGACCAGUCUUUGAGGCCCGUGCCAUCAGGCAGGCUCACUUUGAGGUCACCACAUAGAGCUUUCUGUGCUCCUUGUACUGUCGGGACAAAUGACCAAUGCCCUGUAAAUAUUUCUCCAGAAUCUUGAGCUCCUGAAAAUGUGCAUGUGUUUGAAAUGUUGUUGUUGUUGUUUUUUAAUCUGCAUUUACGUGAGUAGUGGGCAAACAUUUGUGAAUGUGGUACAUUAAUUUUGAAAUUAAUUUGCACCGCUGAACUGAUGUUCAUUUCAAGUUGUUGACAGGCUACGAGGAAUAUUUCAACUUUUUUUUUUUAUUUGCACAGAAAUUAGCAUUGUCUAUUCCAAUCCAGAGAGAGCUCCUGUUGGACCAUUUCAAUAAAAACAAUUUUUUGAUUCA